This is a messenger RNA of Ruditapes philippinarum (Manila clam), 2573 nucleotides long. Its product is annotated as disorganized muscle protein 1-like. Gene Ontology annotation, cellular component: cell-cell junction. The record is from RefSeq and is a predicted model, not a curated record. Gene Ontology annotation, biological process: cell-cell adhesion. Gene Ontology annotation, molecular function: cell adhesion molecule binding. NCBI's taxonomy places the organism in Eukaryota, Metazoa, Mollusca, Bivalvia, Venerida, Veneridae. The coding region runs from base 42 to 932 and encodes 296 amino acids. The transcript has 5 exons.
CAACAAUACAAUCAUUUUCUGUAAAAGGGGCUCUAGUCUCAAUGUCAGCUGUAACAGUAAAUGAGUCCGAAGAUGUUGCAUUUGAAUGUUCGGUAGACAGUAAUCCUAGCUCUAAUAUUGAAAUACAUUAUAAGGACAAAGUUAUCUUUAGACAGAACGAUAUACACACUCUGUUAUAUAUUCGUGAUAACAUUGCAUGCUUAGAUGCUGGAGAGUAUACAUGUGCUGCAAGAAACCCGCAUAAUAAAGGACUAGAUUCCGAGAGGCAUUUGAUGGUGAAUGUACGUUGCUCUCCACGACCUCUUUAUCAAAGGAGACAGACCUUUUCGAGUGCGUUGCAUACACAAGCGUUACUAAGCUUUACUGCUUUGGCAUACCCAGAACCUGGCACCAAUGGCUUCGUUUGGCAUAAACAACAUAGUUCUACAUGGAUACCGUUAUUAAGCAAUGCUGACUUACGCAUAUCCACAUCUGGUUUACAGACUAAUCUAACCAUUACAAAUGUGUCAAAGUCAGAUUUCGGUCAUUAUAAGGUUACAGUCACCAAUGAAAUUGGAAAAUAUGAGCAGCAUCUAUAUCUUACAGAGAACAUUAUUGGGCAAACAAACAGUCAACCGACAUUGGAUGAUAAUGUUAUGAUAGUUAGUAUAUCUCUAGGAUUGCUGUGUGCUUCAUUGAUAGGCUAUGCAGUAUUUUCGACUGUUAUCUUUAAACGGAAGUUAAAAGGUAUACGAUUAAAGUCAAAUGAAGAUCCGACAAAUCAAAUGACAUAUGUCAAUCACAGUUAUGGAAAUGUUUAUUGUAGUGCAGAUACGUCAGACAAAACACAAAAUGAUGACAACAUGGACGACUCUGUUCAUCAGUAUACUGACCUGACUCAGUUUAUCAGAGACGAUCAGAAGGAGGCAUAUGAAGAAAUUCAAAAAAUAUGAUAAAUGUCUUACACACCUUUUCUAUGUUAAUUGAAACUUUCAAGUAUUAAUAUUGAUAUUGUUGAUCUUGCUCAAUAUUUGGCGAUUUUAUUGAUUAAACUAAUAGUGUUGGUAUAAAAUUGUAUACAGUGUUUGAACAAGGUAUGCAAUGUUGUAAAGUUUAGACUAUAGAGCAUUGUAGUAUCUAUUAGAUAUCUAGUACUUGUGAAAUUGCAUAGUAACAGUUUACAUGUUAUUAUAUAUCUACCAUAGGUGUAAUUUCUUCGUUACACUACUGGAUUAUAAGAAUAUAUACCAAAACAGUUUUUAACAUUUUCUAAAUCAUUUAUCACAAAAACAAAAUUCAUCAAUUAAAAUAUAUCAAUCUUAUUAUCUAACACUUACGCGCUUUUUUAUAAAUUUAUUACCGUGUGACAAACCUGUGAGUCUGAUAUCGAUAUCUAUAGUGUAUGUGUGUAGCAGCAAGGUUUUCUUAAUUCAUUUUUAUAGUUUUUAAAAAUCAUUUUAAUUCGUAACUAAAUUGUAAUUUUCAAUAUGAUAAUUUGACUACCAUACUUGGUCAAGUUAUAGUUCGGUUAAGCUAUCAACACAUUACUCGAGUAAUACCAAGAGUGGCUUUCCACUGGUGCCGGAAAAAUAACGGAAAAGAUUGACAUACUUAUAAGGCAUUACUAUAAUUUUGCACAAGAUGUUAUAUCAUACGCUACUAUGUACCAUAUGAAAAUGUUAGUGUGCGUAACUUCUUUCCAAAUCCUUAAUAAAAUAUAAUACUAGUAUGCAUAGGAAAACAACCAACAACUUUUGUCAUUAAUCAAUAAUGUUUAUAUCUAUUAAUUUAUAAAGACACAAACAGUCCUUGUUAGUAGUUGUAGUCGUAGCCAAAUAACACAAUUCUAUGUCCAAAGAAUUUCCAAGGGCUCAAAGAAUCUUUAUGAGGUCUCAAAGAUCUCUUAUAUAUGAUCAUUCGUUGCGAGUGACAAAAUCCGAUUCAAAUCUGCCUUUAUUCUCCCUUCUGGUGAGAAAUCGCUGACAAAUUCCGGUAACCAAUUUCACCUUUAAUUUUCAAUUGCCCGGAAUAUAUGGACAGAGCCAUUUAUAUAUGGCGGUUUUACAAUACUUCAGAGGUUGACAAUUCAGAACCGUUUAUUUGUUAUCAUUGUAAUGACAACGCAUUUAUUGAUAAUUUUAUGUAUGAUAUGACAAUAUAUCAUAAAUAAAGUGUAUUAAUAAGAAUUGCCUCUCUCAUGUGUAUACAAAGUCUUUAACAAUCAAUUGUCUAGAAAGAAAGAAGUAUCUUUUAUCCUAUAAAAUGCUAUAAAACUGUGUUGAAGACGUUGCAAUAAUUCAAAAUAUCAAGCGAUCAGCAAUUAAAGCUUACUUUCACUGUACACGUAAAUGUUUUGAUGACGGACUAUGUGACCUCAUUGUUACAGUUUUGCACAUUUCGUUUUUUAGGGGUCGAAGUAAGUCGCCCAACACAUUACAGGCGGCUUUCCAGGUAAACUUCAGAUGCCCUUCAGUGCAUUGUUCAGGUACAAACGGGAAUUUGAGUAGAAUCACUGACGUUCUGUACGCUACCUGGAUAGUUGCUCACAUGACAGAAUUCGAAGAUCCUGUCGGGAUUCGAACCAACAGCGGUGA